Messenger RNA from Aureobasidium musti, 1161 nucleotides. The record is from the annotation of a GenBank genome assembly. Lineage: Eukaryota; Fungi; Ascomycota; Dothideomycetes; Dothideales; Saccotheciaceae.
AUGUCGGUGAAUUACGAGACGUUCUCUUUCGCUGCGGAUCCUCAGGAGCCCACUACUGAACAACAGUCCAAGCCCAGAGUCAAGCGCGAACGAUCAGAUGCGCGUAAAAACCAGGUCGUCGCACUCGUAUUCCUGAGACAGGGCUCAUUGGACGGUGAGCAAUGGAAGAAUGUUGCUGCCUUUGUCACCUACACGCUACAAGAAGAGCUUUCGAUCAGACGUUCACUCUCGACUCCUCGCCGUUUCUUGGAUGGUCCUGAAGACGGUCAAGGUUGCCGAGUAUUGGAGAUUGCCAUCCCGCUGCCUCAAAAGAACCCCUCACCUACUCUUUUGGAAUGCUCCGCGAUAACCCGGACUGCAUCCAUCGUCAGCCUGUGCCAGCGCCACAACAUUGAGAUUGUGUUGCAACCACAAGCCUUGUACGUGGCUCACAGAACUCCGGGCCUUGCUGUGUUCGAUAUGGACAGUACCUUGAUUCAGCAAGAAGUUAUCGAUGAACUGGCUCGCGCUGUGGGUCGUUAUGCUCAAGUCUCUGCCAUUACCGAAGCAGCCAUGCGCGGAGAGGCUCCGUACACUGAUUUCGAGGCAUCUUUACGCGCUCGUGUCGGUCAUCUUGCUGGUGUACCUGUCUCCAUCUGGCAACAUCUCCGUGCUGGUAUCAUCUCAUUCACUCCGGGAGCUCGUGAGUUGAUACGCGUGCUUCGUAAACUCGGCUGGAAGACCGCUGUGUUGAGUGGUGGAUUCACACCCCUGGCUGAAUGGGUACGACAAGAAUUGGGCUUGGAUUACUGCUAUGCCAACCACCUCGUCGAGACGGAUGGUCAUUUGACAGGCGAGCUGGUGGAGGGCAUGCCUAUCAUUCACGCCGAGAAGAAACGUACAUUGCUCUUGUCUAUUGCCGAGAAGGAGGGCAUCCCGCUGGAGAAUGUGAUCGCUGUGGGCGACGGAAGUAAUGAUCUGCUGAUGAUGCACCAAGCUGGUCUUGGAAUUGCCUUCAAUGCAAAGCCAAAGGUCCAACUUCAAGCUCCUACCAAAAUCAACGCCGACGGUCUAUUGGACGUUGCUUACAUUCUUGGCUACACCGUCGAGGAGGUGACUGAGAUUCUGCGCCAGGAGAUGGUGUUGGAAGGCGGUCAAUACGUGCUCAAAAAGCUUGUCUGA